AUGGCUACGAGACAGCUUUUAAUCGCGGCUGCUUUACGUGAAGAACGAUUGGAGCGUAGAAGGAACCGGCGCCGCCUGCGUAAUCAAUUAAAUAUUUCAAAUAUUCCCGAUCUAGAAUUUUAUGAUAAAUAUGGGCUACCCGCUGUGGUGGGGUGCAUCGAUUGUUCACAUGUAGUCAUAGUGAGGCUUUCCGAGCACGAGGAACAAUAUUUUAAUCGAAAACAUUUUCAUUCGAUUAAUACUCAAGUUAUAUGUGACAGUGAUUUAUUAAUUACAAAUGUUGAUGCUUCAUAUGGUGGAGCAACUCACGACACUUUGGAGGGAAUGGAGCAUAUGAUGACACCUGUAGAUAAUGCUGUUGAGAACUCUCCAGAGGGAAGGUACAAUUACCUCCAAAAACGUGCAUGCUGCACCAUAGAACGCACAUUUGGUGUAUUGAAGGGUCGAUGGAGAUGUCUUUUGGCAGCUAGGGAACUCCAUUACUGCCCAGAAACAGCAGGUAAAAUUAUAUUAGCCUGCUGUGUUUUACACAACAUGUGUAUAAGGGCUGGUAUUGAAGGUCCCGAGUUGACUGAAGAGGAACACCAAUCGGAGAGUACCAGGCAGGUUCCCUUUGAAACAGCCGCAUCUUCUACUCAAGCUCUACAGGCAGGUCGAAGGGCAAGGAACCGGAGAUAA
This is a messenger RNA of Parnassius apollo (apollo), 678 nucleotides long. Lineage: Eukaryota; Metazoa; Arthropoda; Insecta; Lepidoptera; Papilionidae. The record is from the annotation of a GenBank genome assembly.